GCGGUCGACACAGCCGGACGCACCGAUGGCCAUAGACUAGUUGAAAGCAAGCCGGCUGAACAACCGCUGUCUUGCUUAGGAAUACUCAGACAUUGGUUGCUACAUAUUUCUACACGAGCUACUAAGCAUCACAAUGAUACACGUCCUGAAUAUGAACGGCCUGCAUCUGAAGACUCGAGUCAGAGGCGUGGACCCCAUCCAAAAGUCUGCCGCCCUUACUGAACUUCACACUUUCCACUUGUCACGCGAGCGGUCAGCAUGAUUUUUCGCCGUUUUGCUUCAACAUCCUCUCUUCCACCUACCAUUCGUCAAUUGUUCCAGACAGAUCUUGUGUCGUUUAAGUCAAAACGUGUGCAAAUCAACGGAUGGGUGAAGUCAAUCAGGCGUCAGAAAAGGAUCGCGUUUGCUGUCAUUUCAGACGGCAGCUCUCCUCAAUCCCUCCAAGCGGUUUUCACCGAUGUCACCUUAGCAAAAUCGACAUGUUAUCGUAGCCUGACUAAUGGCAGUUGUGUGCGGUUGAGUGGUGUUUUGUCGGAUAGCGUUGGUCCGGAGCAGGAUAGAGAAGUUCAGGUGGACGCGGUGGAGUAUCUGGGCGAAUGUGAUCCUGCAGAAUAUCCGAUCGCGAAACAGUCAUUGACUGUGGAGUACCUGCGUGACCAUGCCCACCUUCGGGCAAGGACAGUUCCUGUUGCUUCUAUGAUACGGUUUCGUGACCAGACCCAACGAACGUUGAGGCGUUUCUUCGAGGACGAAGACUUCACUUAUGUCCAUACACCGAUUAUCACCGCAAAUGACUGUGAAGGUGCUGGAGAUACCUUCAGUGUAACAUCUUCGCCGACACCAGCGACUCACUCCCAAUCUCAAGCGCCUGACAAAGAGAAGAAGUCUCACUUUUUUGGUCGUCCAGCGUACCUUACUGUGUCUUCCCAAUUACAUCUGGAGGCAGUAGCAUCCUCAUUGGCGCGUGUCUACACUUUGUCGCCUUGCUUCCGUGCAGAACGUUCACAGACUGGCCGUCAUCUUUCGGAAUUCUGGAUGUUGGAAGCUGAAUGGGCGUUCGCUACCCAACUACGAGACCUCUGCGACGUUGUUGAACGAUCGAUCAAGUCUGUCCUCAACCAACAGAGCUCCGAACUUCCUGCUCUACAUCAGGACAUACCUGAUGUUAGGAAAGCAUCUCUUGAAGCAGCAUCAAGAUGGGAUAAGUCAUGGGCCUCAAUAUCGUAUACCGACGCUGUUGCGGAACUUCAAAAGUACCAAGAUGCUUAUCGCAAGUUCCGUUUCGACCCUACUUGGGGCGGCCCACUGCAAAGCGAACACGAACGAUGGCUAGCGGAACAACUCGUUGGAGGACCUGUUUUCGUCACCGACUACCCAACGAGUUUGAAACCAUUCUACAUGCGUGCUAACGAGAAUGGCAACACUGUAGCCUGCUUCGACCUUCUUGUUCCUCAUCUCGGCGAGAUUGUGGGCGGGUCUUUGCGUGAGGAGCGACUGCCCUUGUUAGAGGAGGCGGUGAAGCUACAUGGCUUGGAUCCAGAAGAGUAUGGGUGGUAUUUGGAUUUGAGGAAGUAUGGAGGUGCUCCUCAUGGAGGAUUUGGAUUAGGCUUUGACAGGUUGGUGCAGUGGAUCAGCGGGAUUGAGAAUAUCCGGGAGUGUAUUCCGAUGCCACGGUAUGCGGGGAGAAUGUUGUUGUAAUUACAACUUUCAGCCAUAUUUGCUAUUAUUGGCAAAUAUUGUGUAAUGUCUGGCCUAAUGCCACCAUGAGACUAAACUUUUUUUUCUGAACUGGGGCGACCAGAGGAGGGGCUGUUGAAGAAACUUGAGAUGCAUUUCACAAAUAAAAGUGAUAUAUUGUGGUGUAAAUAAGGUGUAAUGCAACUUCAGUCAGAAAUGAAUGAAUAUAUGAAGAUUGCUAGU
Messenger RNA from Somion occarium, 1920 nucleotides. Lineage: Eukaryota; Fungi; Basidiomycota; Agaricomycetes; Polyporales; Cerrenaceae. The record is from the annotation of a GenBank genome assembly.